Bicyclus anynana (squinting bush brown) is the source of this 1861-nucleotide messenger RNA. RefSeq names its product organic cation transporter protein. Gene Ontology annotation, cellular component: membrane. Gene Ontology annotation, molecular function: transmembrane transporter activity. The transcript has 7 exons. Lineage: Eukaryota; Metazoa; Arthropoda; Insecta; Lepidoptera; Nymphalidae. Gene Ontology annotation, biological process: transmembrane transport. Bases 111 to 1790 code for a protein of 559 amino acids. The record is from RefSeq and is a predicted model, not a curated record.
GGCAAUGAGAAUUGCAAUAAUUAGUAUAAGUGCUCAAACUCAUUUGAUCAGAAAUUGCAGCGCAGAACGCUGUCGGGUCGAAAUAAUAUUGGGAGUUAUUUUUAAUCCAAAUGUCUAAAGAAGAGAAGAAUGAAGAGAUCAAGGGGGGAUCGGCAAACGGUAGGAAGGACAGUGUACACAGAAAGCCUCUGGAUCUCGACGACGUGUUGAUCAGCGAGUUGGGCCAGUUCGGCUGGUAUCAGCAGAGGAAUAUUCUUCUGGUCGCUUUACCUAUCAUGUUCUCUACUUUCAUCAAUGAAUUUAUAUUCUCCGCUGCAGCUAUACCUCACAGAUGUCGCAUUUCGGAAUGUGGAGAAGAAGGCAAGUUGCACCCGUUAAAUCCUGAAUGGAUCUUGAAUGCAGUGCCAGGGUCUGCUUCAGGGGUCGAUAGCUGUAAGCGAUACGAUGCUCUGAAUCCAGGAGUCAACGGUACCUUGGACUAUUGCCCUGCUACGUUGUUCAAUCAAUCUUCUGACAGUCGUUGUGAUGAAUUCGUGUACGCCAGGGACAAUACUGUGGUAUAUGAUUUCGACUUGGGUUGUCAAGAAUGGUGGCGAGCAUUUGCUGGCACGAUGAGCAGCAUCGGCACCCUGCUGGUGCUGCCCAUCACCGGCUACGUGUCCGACCGCUUCGGGCGCCGGUUCGCGCUCAUUAUCAGCAUCUUCAACUUGGGGCUGUUCGGACUGAUCCGAGCCUUCUCCGUCAACUACCCGAUGUACCUUGCGCUACAUCUUCUGCAAACGACAUUCGGUUCUGGCGCUUACAGUUCGUCGUAUAUUUUUGCUGCUGAACUGGUUGGUCCAAAGUACCGUGUUAUAGCGAGUGCAACCUCGUCGUCGAUGUUCGCAACGGGUCAGAUCGUGCUGGGCGGCGUGGCGUGGCUGCUGCCGAAAUGGCGCCACAUGAUCAUCGCUCUGCACGUCCCUUGCUUCGUCAUCAUCGUGUACUAUUGGCUCUUGUCUGAGAGCGUCCGCUGGUUGUUGUCAAAAAAGCGGUACACGGAAGCUGAACAAAUAUUGGAAACUGUUGCGAAGGCAAACAAAACGUUUAUCAGCGAAAAAUCAAAGCAAGCGCUGAUGACUCCCGUAGAAUCUCCUGUCGCUGAAUCUGAUACUGAAAGUCUUGGAUUAGUGAAAACAGUGAUACGCUCUCGAAUUCUACUCAGGAGGGUUUGCACAACGCCGAUAUGGUGGAUCACGAUGACUUUCGUGUACUACGGACUGUCCAUCAACUCUACCGGUCUCUCUGACACCAUGCACUUGAACUACAUACUAACAUGCGCCAUAGAAAUCCCCGGUUAUAUCACUGCAGUUCUCGUCUUGGAUAGAAUCGGCAGGAAAGCGACACUCUCUUCGGGAUAUUUCCUCAGCGCUGCUUGCAAUAUCGCGUACAUCUUUGUUCCUAAUCACAUGACAGUCCCUCGUCUAGUGCUCUAUCUAGUGGGAAAGUUUGGCAUUUCUGUAGUGAUGACGUCGGUGUACCUGUUCACUUCGGAGCUGUACCCCACGGAGUUCCGACACAGCUUGCUCGCGUUCUCGUCGAUGAUUGGUCGGAUUGGCUCCAUCACCGCUCCAUUGACGCCAGUACUCAUGGACUAUUGGCACGGAAUACCGUCGCUGAUGUUCGCCUUCAUGGCGGUACUGUCCGGGCUGCUGGUGCUGACGCAACCGGAGACCCUGGGCACCAAGCUACCGGACACGCUCGCCGAGGCCGAGGCACUCGGGAGACCUGACUUCAAAUUAACUAGCUGAUAAUAUAGUUUCUUUGAUCUUGUCUAAUAAUAAUUUUAAGCUAUAGCUAAGCACUCAAUAAAUAAAAUAAC